Spinacia oleracea (spinach) is the source of this 954-nucleotide messenger RNA. RefSeq lists its product as uncharacterized. The coding region runs from base 1 to 954 and encodes 317 amino acids. The transcript has 4 exons. NCBI's taxonomy places the organism in Eukaryota, Viridiplantae, Streptophyta, Magnoliopsida, Caryophyllales, Amaranthaceae. The record is from RefSeq and is a predicted model, not a curated record.
AUGUUCAAUCAACAAUUCGCCAGCAGCAGGUGCCUAGAGAAGCAAACAAGUGACUUGUACCGAAUAAUUCAACGCCCCGACGAACCUCUGAAGGACUACAUAGCCCGUUUCAUUAGGGAGAAAGUGACCGUCCCUGAAUGUGAUGUCCCAACAGCUAUCGAAGCAUUCAGACAAGGGUUAUAUGGCGAAACCGACCUCUGGAGGGAUCUAAUCAAAUACACCUGCAAGACGUUCGAAGAUGCUCAAGCUAAAGCAAUGGCCCUAGUGAGGCUGGAAGAGACUCUUUAUUCUCGGAAAGGGGGCAACGACUACUCGAAGAUGGAAAGACGAUUGCCCUACCCCAAGAGAAGCAAUGAUCGUCCUGCUCCUUAUUCCCGACCUCAGCACAUGGGGAAAGCAGUGCAAUGGCCGCCAAAGUCUAGCAAACCUGAGUCGAAGAAGGAUCCCUCGAAAUGGUGCGACUUCCAUGCUGACAUCGGCCACACAACCAACGAUUGCGUCGCAUUAAGGAGAGAAGUGGCUUAUCUAUUAAAGAACGGACAGCUAAAGGACGUCAUGUCAGACAAAGCUCGUGGAGUCAUCAACAAAAACAAUUCUAACGGUGAAGUAAGCACGGGGGACAUCUCGGAUAAACAUCACGAUGGCCUAGUGAUCUCCAUUCCAGUUGGGAAUUGCAUGAUCAAACGCGUCCUAGUCGACAACGGCAGCUCAACUAAUGUGAUGAUGCUUGAUGCCCUCAAAGAGAUGGGGCUUAACCCAGAUACGGACGUCGUUAAAAAAUCCACCGUGUUGAUAGGGUUCAGCGGCGAAGCAAAGACCACCUUCGGAGAAGUCACCUUACCUGUUUACGCUCAAGGGAUAAACCAACAGGAAAUCAAGGGAGAUCAACAAGAGUCCAAAGAGUGCUACAAAGCGGCCCUGAAGCCUUCGGCCACUAACAAAUCCUCUUUAUAG